AAAAGCCUAAAAAAAAUAAGCUUGAGUGGAAUCCAAUGCCAAUAGGAUAUGAUGAUUUUUCAGAUGUUUCAUUUUAUUGCGUCUUGAACACUAGCUUUAGAAUGGACCAAGGAACUGCAGCAGCAGCGAUUUGCAUUGGGUUUAUGUCCUUAUACAUGAAACUGGAAUUGGACGACGUAAAGGGUCAAUAUCUUGACACGUGGACAUCUAAUGGGCAAAGGAUACUCGUAUUUAGUGGGUACGAUCAUAACCAUUUGAAGUUUCUCGAGAAAGAAGUAAAAUAUUCUGCUCUUGAUUCCCAUUCUUACUACAAAACCUGGGGUAAGGGGAGAGUGAUUUUGGUAUUGACUAUAUUUGGCAGAGAAGACAAUCUCGAAGAAAUAUUUGACGGGCUCCCCCUCUUGCGAUAAAACGGAACGUAGGAGGACUGCAAGAGAAGCGACCGUUUCCAUGGUCAUCUCUUUUGAGCC
Messenger RNA from Orussus abietinus, 470 nucleotides. RefSeq lists its product as uncharacterized. Gene Ontology annotation, molecular function: peptidyl-tRNA hydrolase activity. The record is from RefSeq and is a predicted model, not a curated record. The transcript is spliced from 4 exons. The coding region runs from base 36 to 410 and encodes 124 amino acids. NCBI's taxonomy places the organism in Eukaryota, Metazoa, Arthropoda, Insecta, Hymenoptera, Orussidae.